AUCAAGCCAGAGGAUUUCACAGGCGACUCGUGGAACAUACACAGACAUGUCCGUGAAGUGCCCACUGAUGCUUUUGGAGACAUCAGAUUUAAUGGUUUGGGACAGAAGACUGGCAAGUAUGUGCGAGUGUCCGUAGGCACCAAGCCUGAGGUCCUCUACAAGUUACUGACUGAACAGUGGAAACUUCCUCCUCCCAACCUGCUGAUCUCAGUGAUCGGAGGAGCCAACCCCACCAGCCUGCAGGACCCGAAGCCUCUGGACAGAUUGUCCAAACUGGUCUGCCUGUACACCUCUCCGCAGGUCAAGUUUUACUGGAACAUAGUGUCCUACCAUGCCUUCCUCACCUUGUUCGCUUGGGUGCUCAUGAUCGACUUCCAGGACACACCGUCUGCUGCAGAGGUGCUGCUCUACAUCUGGCUGUUCUCUCUGGCGUGUGAGGAGGUCAGACAGCUCUUUCAUGAUCCUGAUGGCUAUGGAUUUCAGAGGAAAGCCGGGAAGUACAUUAACGAUGUGUGGAAUAUUUUAGACGUUCUGUCCAUCAUCCUCUUUAUUAUUGGCUUUGCAUUUAGGCUGACGACUGAGCUGUUGUAUGCGGGUAAAAUCCUCCUCUGCAUCGACUUUGUGGUCUUCUGCCUCCGUCUCAUGGCGAUCUUCACCAUCAGUCGAACUCUGGGACCGAAGAUCAUCAUAGUCAGAAGGAUGAUGAUGGAUAUGUUUUUCUUCAUGUUCAUGCUGACUACCUGUGUGGUGGCGUACGGUGUGGCCAAACAAGGCAUCCUCAUCCACAAUGACAAUCGGCUGGACUGGAUCAUCCGGGGGGCUGUUUACGAGCCGUACCUGAUCAUAUUUGGGAAUUUUCCUAGAAAUAUUGAUUAUGCUACGUUUGACAUAAACUCUUGCAGCAUGGAUGGCAUCGAUCCUCUGAAGCCCAAGUGUCCAGUGCUGAACGAAAACCAAACACCGGCCUUCCCCCAGUGGCUCAACAUCAUCAUGCUUUGUGUUUAUUUGCUCUUUGCCAACAUACUGCUGCUCAACCUGCUCAUAGCUAUCUUCAACUUUACGUUCCAGGAAGUACAAGACAACACAGACAGAAUAUGGAAGUUCCAAAGAUAUGAGCUAAUUAAGGAGUACCACAGCCGCCCUGCUGCCCCUCCUCCUUUUAUCAUCUUCAGUCAUCUUUACCUCUUCAUCAGGAACGUGGUGCUGCACAAGCCCCCCAUCAAAUACAAAGAGUUCAAGGAUGAGCUUCCUCAGACAGAGGAAGAAGAGCUGUUGUCCUGGGAGGCCUUGAUGAAGGACAGAUACCUGCUGUCCACAAAGCAGGAGCAGAACCAGAGCAUGGAGCAACGCAUCCUGGACACAAAUAAAAAAAUCUCUGCCAUUACUGAUUGGCUGGAGAGGGAAAAGGAGAUGAGCUCUGGCACCAUGAUGAAAAGACUGGCCCGACUAGAGGAGCAGGUUGGCCAGUCAACCAAAAAUCAGCAGUGGAUUAUGGACAGUCUGAAAUCUCAGGGUUUUGCAGCAAAAGAAACACAAGCAACGACAUCAGCUACAACAGACAGUGAGUCCCCUAAAACUGAAAAAGAGGACGGCUUCCAUGUGAAUGCCCGUCAGUUGCACUACCCGAACAGCAAACUUAACCGCUUCCCGGUGCCUGAUGAGAAGGUGCCAUGGGAGGUCAAGUUCAGCUCAUACAUGCCGACUUGUUAUACCCCAGAGGACAGUGCAGACCAUUUGGAUGGAUCAGAAUCAGAACCCUUAGAUAAUUACAGAAACCCAGGAGGAAGGACGGGCAUCAGGGGACGAGGUGCACUCAGCCGCCUCGGUCCAAAUCUGCAUGUAGACCUUGUGCUCACACGCGAGCGAUCUGUUUUGGAGUUUCUGGCAGUUGGAGACGAUCACCAACAAACCUUGGCUUUACCUGGGGGACCUGUCGAAUCUGCUCAUCACCUGCCAGUGACUCUUGAGAGAACCAUGGGGAAGAAAUUGUAUGAAAAAUUAAAUGAAAAAGUAUCGGAGGGAACAAAGGUGUUUGAGGGUUAUAUGGACGACAGCAGGAACACAGAUAAUGCCUGGGUGGAAACCACUGUCCUAAACCUUCACCUGGACAGAACGAGCGAGGUUAUGGCAGAAAUCGACAAUGUGGUGGUGCACAGCCAUGGUUGUCUUCAGUGGCAGGAAGUGAGCAGAAAAACUAGACUUAGUUUAAACCAAAGAGACUCUUUGAGGCAGGUCGCUGAGCUGCACAACAAGAAGUUCUGAUCUUCAUGCUGCUGUAACUGCCUGUCAUCCACAGGUUUCUUUCUGCCUGUUAA
Molecule: messenger RNA, 2315 nt
Organism: Thunnus maccoyii (southern bluefin tuna)
Lineage: Eukaryota; Metazoa; Chordata; Actinopteri; Scombriformes; Scombridae
Product: transient receptor potential cation channel subfamily M member 2-like
Exons: 18
Biological process (GO): calcium ion transmembrane transport
Cellular component (GO): membrane
Molecular function (GO): ligand-gated calcium channel activity
Source: RefSeq, a predicted model, not a curated record